Protopterus annectens (West African lungfish) is the source of this 19702-nucleotide messenger RNA. RefSeq names its product spectrin repeat containing nuclear envelope protein 1 (gene SYNE1). The transcript is spliced from 97 exons. The record is from RefSeq and is a predicted model, not a curated record. Gene Ontology annotation, molecular function: protein binding. Gene Ontology annotation, cellular component: membrane. The coding region runs from base 1 to 18999 and encodes 6332 amino acids. NCBI's taxonomy places the organism in Eukaryota, Metazoa, Chordata, Ceratodontiformes, Protopteridae.
AUGGAAUUAAUGGAUAAGGGGCAAAUCAAAUUGGAUAUGGCAUCAGAAAAAGGCGAGCAAUUGACCCUUUAUUUACCAAAAGCAAGUGUAUUACAGACCCAGCAGCAGAUAUCUAGUACCUGUCAGCAGUGGGAGACCUUCCUGAAGCAGUGCAAACUGGAGAAACAAGCCCUGAUUAAUUAUGUUACCCAGCUUCAAAGUUUUGAUGAGCAGCAGAAGCACCUGGGUGUUUGGCUUCAGGAGACAGAGGCACAGGUGAACAGUCCCUCACUUGUUGAGAAUAAGCAGCACAUUUCAGAGAAAAGAAGCCAGCUGGAGAGUGUGGAAGAGCUUCUCCAAGAACUCCUAAAUCAAAGGGAGUCGCUUGAGAAGCACUCAAAGAAGGCGCAAGUUCUGAAUGAAAUGGGAACUGGUGAUGGACAGGAAGUUCGCCUGGCAUCAGUACUCUUCUUCAGUUAUCAGAAUCUGCUGAAAACUGUGAAGGAGAAGGAGCGGACUUGUCAGGUUGCACUCCAGGCUCACCAGGCUUUUGAUGAAAUUUUGCAAAACACAUUGUCCUGGCUCAAAGGCAUUCAAGACAAGCUGUCUGUAGCUAAUAGCACAGUUGGUAACAAAUCAGCUCUAGAGAAAAGAUUGGUUCAAGUUCAGGAAAUCCUUCUUAUGAAAGGUGAAGGAGAAGUUAAACUGAACUUGGCAAUUGGAAAGGGGGAUCAGGUGCUGAAAACCAGCAAUGAAGAAGGUCAGAAAGUUAUCCAGAAGCAAUUACAGACACUGAGAGAUACGUGGAAUAAAGUCAUCAGGACCUCCAUGAGCUGUCACAGUAAUUUAGAAGAAGUGCUUAAUCAAUGGAAUACUUACUUGGAUAACAAGGUUCAGCUAGAAAAAUGGAUGGAAUCUGUAGAACAAAAAGUGAGCCUUCCAAUCCAGCCACAGUCAGACCUGAAAGAGAAGCUGGCCCAGCUGGAAAGCUAUCGAGCAGUUUUAACAGAUGUUGAGAACCACCUUGGCAUACUCAGUCGACUUACAGAGAAGGCAAAGGACCUACGAGACAAAACGGAUGAUACUUCCUUUGGGGAAGGUGCUCAACAGGAAAUGAGAUCACAUUUCAAUGACAUUACUGCAGUUGCCAAGCAAAAGGUGAAGAAGUUGGAAGAUAUUGCAAAAGAGCACCAACAGUACCACGAUGCAGUGCAUGAUUUCACAGAGUGGCUUAACUCAGCCAAAGAGGAGCUUCAUCGCUGGUCAGAGCUAUCUGGUGACACAGCCGCUGUACAGAGGAAGCUGUCAAAAGUAAAGGAGUUGAUGGAUUCCAGACGGAAUGGGAAAGAGCGGCUAAACAGAGUUUGUACUUUGGCUGCAGCAGUGAAAGAGAACACAGCUGCCAGUGGCCAGGAAUUGCUUGACCGGGAAACCCACACUCUACAGUCUGACUGGGUACUGUGGGAAGAGGAUACACUGCAUGUACAAAACAGCCUGGCUAGCACAUUCUGUCAAAUGGCUACUUCAGAUCAGGAAUUCUCAGCACAUGCCACUCAGCUGGAUCGAGAAAUGCAGGAAGUCAGACUUGUGCUUGCUGCCUUGAAGCGAAAUCUAAGUGAGCUGGAAAAUAAAAACACUGAUGAGGAGUUGGUAAAAAGCUGGCACACAGCAAAGGAAACACAAGAUGCUUUGUCGACAGCAGAGCACAUGACAGACAACUUAAAGCUACAGCUGAAUGAACUUUGCAGAUUCUCUAGAGAUCUGGGAUCCUAUUCUGACAAAGUUUCCGGACUGAUUAAAGAUUAUAACAGCCUCUGCCUCCAGGCAUCAAAAGAGUGUCAGAGUAAAGAGAAAACCUUAGAGCAGCGAUUCCGUACAGCCUUUCGCGAAUUCCAGCAGUGGAUGGUUAAUGCUAAAAUUACUACUUCAAAGAGUUUUGAUGUGCCUCAGAAUCUUAAUGAAGUAUCUACAAGUCUGCAGACAAUACAGGAAUUUCUUACUGAAACUGAGAAUGGCCAAAGAAAGCUGAACACACUUGUUUUUAAAGGGGAACUUCUAACCAGUAUCCUGAGCAAAGUCAAAGUUGAUGUUGUCCAAGCAAAAGUAAGCACAGCUAAGGAAGACUGGAAGACCUUCCUGUCAAAUCUGCACAGCAAAGAAAUUGUUUUGCAGAACUUACAGUCUCAGAUGAAGGACUUUGAGGCAGCUGCUCAGCCCACACAGGAGUGGUUGAAUGCAACAGAAAAAGUAGUGCAAGAGAGCAGGAGUCGACUUCAUGAUUUAGCUGCAAAAAGAGAAGAGCAGCAGAAGCUACAGUCCAUCCUUGAGGAGAUAGUUUGUCAUGAACCGCAGCUAAGCAGGUUGAAGGAAAAAGCUCAGCGGCUGUGGGAAGGACAAGCCACCAGCAAAAGCUUCAUGCACAGAGUGUCACAGCUGUCUGCCCAAUAUCUUGCACUGAGCAAUUUAACAAAGGACAGGGUUUCAAGAAUGGAUAGAAUAGUUGCAGAACAUCAGCAGUUCUCCAAAAGUGUGAAAGAAGUUCACGACUGGAUAACAGAUGCUGCCCAUAUGCUGGAAUCGUAUCGACAACCAACUGCUGACAAAAACGUAUUAAAUAGCAGAAUGGGAAAAUUAGAGUCUCUGCUGUUGGUAAGACAAGAGAAAGAAAUCCAAGUAAAAAUGACUUUGACGCGAGGGGAGUCUGUUUUGAGGAACACGUCUCCAGAAGGUGGACCUGCCAUUCAAAAACAGAUCCAGGAUCUCAAAGAAUCUUGGGAUAACUUACUUUCUACUUGCAUACAGUGCAAGAGCCAACUUGAAGGAUCUCUGUCUAAGUGGACAAGUUACCAGGAGGAUAUUUGUCAGUUUGGUAGUUGGAUGGACAGGACUGAACACAUCUUGAAUGCAUCUGAGAAGCAAUAUGCAGAGCUGAGGGACAAGGCAGCUGCUCUCAGCAAAGCAAAGCUGCUUUGUGAAGAAGUCUUGAGCCACAGCAGUUUGAUGGAGACUAUUGAGAUGAAGAGUUCUGCAAUGCCAGAACACUACAUAGUGCAACUCGAACUGCAAGAUCUUCAGGAACGCUACAGCUCUUUAAAGGACAGAGUUAAGGAAGGAGUGCACAAGGCAGAGGAGAUGCUACAUCUGCACCAGAAGUAUCAGCAAGGCCUGGCCAUGUUUGAGGAGUGGCUGGAGCAGGAGCAGGAAGCCUUUAACUGUGUCUCUCAGCUGGAAGGUGAUGCUGAGAUGCUGCGGAAUACACUCCUUCAGCUACAGGAAUUACAGUUGCAUUGCAAUCAUGGACAGGCCCUUCUAGAUGUAGUACUGAGUACAAGGGAACAAGUAGUACCCUGGGGUACUCCCCAAAUCGAGGACUGUGCACUGGAAUCCAUACAGCAUGACUGGCAGGUGUAUCGGGAGAGGCUCACAGAAACUCAAACCCAGUUGAAUGCUACAGUUCGCAGACUUGGACACAUGGAAGAAAAAUUUAAGAAGGUCGACUGCUGCCUUCAGACUCUGGAAGGAAAGGUUGUUACAAGAAUGGGGAGGAAAUCUGACAAGGCAACAAAGCAACUACAGUUACAACAUCUGAAAAAGUGCAAUGAGGAGUUCAGUGCCUGCAAAAAUGAAGUGGAAGAAGUUGGGGUCUUGGUGCAUCAGGUUCUGGAAGAAAGGCAUGUCAACAGCAGGAUAGGAAACCAAGCUACACAACUGAAUGCACGUUGCCAGGCUCUUCUUUUGUAUAUCAUGGAGCAAAUCAAGUUUCUGGAAGAAGAAAUCAGGAGCACUGAUGAGGCUGAGUCAGGGUUUGCUGCAUACGGAGAGUGGCACAAGGCGGCUCUGAAUAACUUUAAAUGUAUAUCAGCUGCAACCAGUGUUGUCAACCAAGAGGCAAUUCAGGAGAGGAUGAAUAAGUUAGAGUCUCUGCAGAGUGAAAUGGAAAUUGGUCACAAUUUGCUGAAAGCAGCAAGAGAAAAGGCUGAGAAAGCACUGGAGUACUUGGAAGGAGCUGGGGCAGAACAAAUGAAAAAAGACAUGGGCAGCUCCCUUUCCCAGCUUGAUGACUUAACUAGUGCCAUUAGGACACAGCACACCACAUUUGAAAAGUGUCUUCACCUAACCAAGGAGUUCUGUGAUAAGUACCACACCCAGGCUCAGUGGCUAGCAGAUUAUCAUACCAUAUUACAGGCGCCAGCAGAACCAAAAGCUGAACUUUAUGAGAAGAAAGCACAGCUUGCCAAGUACAAGUCCAUUCAACAGACUGUUUUGUCCCAUGAGCCUUCAAUCAAGUCAGUGACAGAAAAAGGAGAAUCCCUACUUGAGUUAGUCCAUGACACCGAUUUGGGAGACAAAAUUAGAAAAUUACAGGCUGAAUACCUGGAGUUGUGCAGUGCUGCCAAGAUACGUGUUGAAAACCAGCUAGCAACAGUGAAGCAGCAUGAAGAUUUCAACUAUGAAUUACAGGAAGUAGAAAAGUGGCUUCUGCAGAUGUCCAGCAGGCUUGUUUCUCCUGAGCUGCUGCAGAGCAGUAGCCUGGAGCUAGUGACACAGCAGCUGGCAAAGCACAAGGCAACAAUGGAAGACAUUGCUGGCUUUGAGGAACGUCUGACUAGUCUCAAAAGUAAAGGGGACGAUCUGAUUAGUAGCUGCACAGAGCCUUUACAACCAAAAAUGAAGCAAAACAUGCAUUCACAUUUGCAGGGCACACGAGACAGUUACUCAGCUAUCUGCUGCACUGCUCAGAGAGUAUAUCAAAGUUUGGAACGAGAGCUCCAGAAACAUAUCAGUCAAAAGGACACAUUGCAGCAGUGUCAAACAUGGCUGUCAACAGUUCAGCAACAGCUACGGCCACAUGUUAAGCCACCGUUUGGUCUCUCUGAAGCUCUAAAAGAGGUUAAGCAUUACAGAGCCCUGCAAGAACAGGCUAACACCUACCUGGAUCUUCUCUGCUCUAUGUGUGACUUAUCAGAUAGUGCAGUUCAGAAUACAGCAAGAGAUGUCCAGGAAAUAAAACACCUGACUGAGCAGAGGAUAUUACAGUUUCAGAAGCUUGCAAAAGGCUGGGAGGAGCUGAAACAUCAAAGAGCUGAGCUCUCAGUCUACUUCCAAGAUGCAGAUCAGAAACUACAGAUUCUGAAGCGAAGACCUGCAGAACUGGAGAUGAAGAUUGCCCAGAAUCUGACUGCCCAGGUUCAGGAGUUCAGUCAGCAGCUUCAGUCCAAGCAGAUGAGCAUUGCAAGCAUGACUGAGAAGCUGAACCAGCUGACAGGAGGACGAGAGGCAUCUGAACAUACAGACAUUGAGGAUUUAAGCAACCAGUGGAUGGAACUGUGCCAGCAAACUAAUAGUCUUCUUGCGCAGAGAGAGGAAGACCUUCAGAGAACAAGAAACUACCAUGACAGUAUUUACGUAGUCGAGGUUUUGCUGGAAAAGUUUACUAAAGAGUGGGACAAUUUAGCCAGAACUGAUGCUGAAAGCACAGCAAUACACCUAGAAGCACUGCAGAAACUGGGAAGUGAACUGUUGGGACAGAAGUUUGCUCUUGAUGAUUUGAAGGAGCACAGGCACAAAGUAAUGGAAUGUCUUAGCUUGGUUGAUAAGGAACUGGUGAAAGAACAGAUAGGCCAUUAUGAACAGCGCUGGACUCACUUGGAAUCGUUAAUUGAAAAGAAAAUCCAGGUGUCUAUCACAACUUUGGAAGACCUAAGUCAAGUGCAGUCUAGACUUCAGGAACUGACUGAGUGGGCAGAAGAGCAGCAGCCUCUGUUUACGGAGGCACUCGUGCACAGCCCUCCACCAGAGCUUGCGCACACUCUUCUCAUGGAUCACCUGACCAUCUGCAGUGAACUGGAAUCAAAGCAGUUGGCUCUUGGAGUAAUGGUGAAAGAAGCAGACAAGAUUAUGACCAGUUUAGGUCUCAGUGAGCGACAUCAGCUUCAGAAGUCCCUUGCUGAUGCACAGAAACAGAUGGGUUCACUCAGUGAUCUUGUUAGCCAGAGAAGAAGAUAUUUAAGUAAAGCACUGUCUGAACGAACUCAAUUCUUUAUGGCAGCAUGCCAAGCUGUGAACCAAAUUCAACAAAAUGAGAAAAAGGUGAUGUCUGAAGAACACAUUGCUCUCCUUCCCGAUGAUAUCAGCAAACAAAUUGCAACUUGCAGAAAUGUCCAGACAAUUCUUAAGGCCUUUCAGAAUGAUGUGACUGCACUGUGGGUGCAAGGUAGGGAUUUGAUGAAAGAGAACACAGAACAAGAAAGGAGUGAGAUUGUUAACAAGCUUCAAGAACUUCAGAAUAUCUAUGACACUGCAUUGCAGAAGUGUAGCCAAAGACAGCAGGAGCUUGAAAAAGCUCUAGUUUCCCGAAAGUACUUUAAAGCAGACUUAGAUAAAGCUUGCCAAUGGCUAAAACAAGCAGACAUUGUCACAUUUCCAGAAAUUAAUUUAAUGAAUGGCUGUGCUGAAUUGCAUUUAGAGCGUGCUAAAUAUCAGCAAAUUCUGGAAGAGUCCCCUGACUAUGAAAACCUUCUCCUUCUUUUACAGAGGAAUGGGCAGGAAAUGCUACCCUCACUUAAUGAUGUAGAUCGGUCCUGUCUCGAUGAAAAGCUAAAUACCUUGCCACAGAAGUUUAAUGAAAUAUUAACCACAUCCAGGGAAAAGUGGAAUAAGGUACAAAAUUCAAUACUUGGACAAAAGGAAUAUGCAUCUUUUAUUGACCUGACUACCAAGUCUUUAAGUGAGUUGGAGGAUCAGUAUCUACAGAUGAGCAGAGUUCCAACUCACCUUGAGUCAAAAGAAGCCAUGGUGUUGCAGAAUGCUUGCCAAGCUCUUCUUAAAGAGGUGUCAGACCUUGGAGCUGCUGUGGAUGAAUUAAACCAGAAAAAGGAAGGUUUCCGUAGCACUGGUCAGCCAUGGUACCCUGACAAAGUCCUAAAAGUUGUUAGCUUGUAUCACAGACUGAAAAGGCAAAUAGAACAGAGAAUUAAUCAUUUGGAAGACAUCACUGAGUCCUAUCAGGACCAUGAAGCAAUGUGUUUACAGCUGGACACACAACUGCGGGCUUUGCGAGAAAAUUUAACCAAAGUGAAUGAGGAGACACUUCCAGCAGAAGAGAAGCUUAAGACAUUCCGUGCACUGGCUGGCAGUGUUCAGGUUGCAGGUUCACUGCUGAAGCGUAUUGUUGAGCACCUCGAACAACUCACUCCCCAAGUGGAUCCAGUUGCCUGUGACGCAGCAAAUCAGAAAGUAUGUUCAUGGCAACAAGAUGUGCAGUCACUGCACACAUGUAUUGGGGAGAAAAUGAUGGAAUGUGAGAGUCGGCUAGUGCAAAGCAUUGACUUCCAAACAGAAAUUUCUCAUACAUUAGAGUGGUUGAAGCGCAUUAAAGCAGAACUGAAUGGCACUGUUAAUACAGAUGUAAAAUUACAAACUCUCCAAGAACAGAUUCGAAAGCUUCAAAUCUUACAGGAAGAAGUCCAGUCAAACUUAAGAAUAAUGACAGCUUUGAGCAGAAAAGAAAAACAAAAGUAUACAGAAGCAAAAGAGCUGAUCCCAUCAGAUUUGGAAAACAUACUUGCUGACCUGUCUGAUCUGGAUGCCGAAAUCCAGGACUCUAUCAGCACAAGGCUGGGUACAUUAGAGAAGGUGCAUAACCAGAGCCAGCAAUUCCACGAAACUGCACAAGUGGCUACUGACUGGCUAGAAGAUGCCAGCGUACUCCUGCAGCAAACAAGUAAUGACUUUGAUGUAGAGAACUCAGAAGAAGCCCUUCGACAUCAUUUGGACUUUUUUGGGACAGAAAAGGUUUUCCUUCAGCACCUGGAAAAGUUGAAAAUCUUGUCCAGUGAAUUGCAACCCUUCAUAAGCAUGACAGGAAAGGAACAUCUGAGUCAGUGCUUGAGUUCCUUACAACAAAGAGGUCUUACUGUGCAACGAAAAGCAGAGAGUCAAAAGGAUCUCUUGAGCAGAUGCCUUGACCAGUGGCAGGAAUACCAAAAAGCAAGGCAACUCGUGAUUGAACUGUUGAAUGAAGCAGAACAAAAGCUGACAGGAUUUUCCAUAGCCAAAGCAGUUACCUGCCAAGAAGCCGAACAGAAGCUAGCUAGCCAUAAGUCUGUUGUAUGCAUGGUGAAUGCUUUUCAUGGAAAGAUAACUGAACUGGAAGAGGCAGCUUCCCAAUUGGAAAAGAUUGGCAAUGACGCUAGCAAAGCAAUGAUCAGCAGAUCCAUGACAACCGUAUGGCAGCGUUGGAGCCGACUUCGCAGUGUUUCUCGAGAACAGGAACAGAUACUGGAAGAUGCAGCACAGGGCUGGAAAACAUUCUCUGAUGAGGUUCAGAAGAUUACAGCUGCUGCCAACCAUUUACAAACUUGCAUUCCAGAAAACUCUAUUGAAAAGGCCUCUAAGGAAGAGCUUGGGAAACUUUUGGAAUGUUAUGACAAUCUAAAUCAGGAAGCUGAAAAGGAGCAGUUUGCAGUGACUCUGCUGAGACAGCAUGCACUGGGGAUGCUCAGAGAUGUGGAAGUGAAGUCUGGGUCACUAGACAAUGUACCUGUAAUGAAAGAGAUCAAAGCAAUACAAGACAAGUUUGAUAACAUGUGGCAAAAGAUCAAGAAAAACAGGAAAAUGACUGAUCAAGAACUUAAAGAACGAGCAGAAGUGGAAAGAAGGACCAGUGAUGUGAGGCAGUGGGUUCAGGAGACCAAAGAGUAUCUGCUAAGCCCUGCACAAGAGCCAGAUGUUCAGCUAGAGAAACUGAAGGUUCUCGGCACUGAACUACAAUCCCAGCAGCAAGCAGUAGAGAAGGUUAUAGAGCAGCAGCAGAACAAAUAUCUGGAACUGUACACAAUCCUGCCGUCAGAGCUUUCAUUCCAUUUAGCUGAGGUCAUGCAGGCUUUGGGAACCACUGAUGAACAGAUAAAAGUGAAAGAGAAAGCGGUACACCAAAUUAAAUUAAUUAAUAAGGAAUUUGAUCGAAAGUUCCGAGAAAUGACAGAACUCCUAACUAGAAUUCUACAGAACUUGAAACAGAAAACUGAUGAUAUAAUGCAAGCAAAAGUUGAACUUAAGGGAUUGUCGGAAGAGCUGGACAGCUGCAGUGUGAAGCUGGUAGAACUGGAUGCAGAGGUACAAGACUUUACAGAGCUGAACCAACAGCUGACAGAACGGAUAGGUAAACUUAAUGAGCUAUACCACCAGGUCGUAAGGCAAGCAGAAUACAGGUCUUCUAAACUCAACCAGGCUGCCUCCCACUUGGAAGAAUACAAUGAAAUGCUGGAGUUCACACUACAAUGGAGUGAUAAGGCAAAGACCCUUGCACAGGGUGCUAUCGUGUGGAGCUCAGCUGCCCAGCUUUAUGAUCAGAUUGUGGUUUACCAGUCCCUGCUACAGGAGUCAAAGGAAAUCAACUGCGACCUAGAAGCCAUGCGAGAGAGGAUAGAAAGUCUGUCAAGUGUUUACCACACCGAGAAGAUGUCACAGCAGUUAUCUGAUUUGGGGAGGCAGAAGGAGGAGUUGCAACAAAUUAUCACCAGUCACCUUCAAAGUUUGCAGGACGCUGCUAAGGAUAUGGAGAAAUUUGAAGUUAAGGUGAAGGGACUUCAAGCUGCUGUAGAAAAGGUGCGGGCUACACUGACUUCACCUGAAAUAGGCCACCUAAGCUUGAAAGAGCAACUUCAUCAACGACAGCAUUUGCUAUCUGAAAUGGAGACAUUUAAGUCCAAGAUUCUUGCAGUGCAGGAGUGCCAGAGUGCAUUAAGGAUCCCAGCAGACACAAUUGUCACCCUUUCCAUUUGCCAAACAGCACUGAAGUUACAGCAGGAAGCGAGUCGUCUGCAACACACUGCUAUUCAGCAGUGCAGCAUCCUGCAGGAAGCAGUUGUACAAUAUGAACAGUAUGAACAGGAGGUGAAGCAUUUACGGCAUCUGAUAGAGGAAGCGCAUCGAGAAAUUCAAGACAAACCUGUCUCAACCAAUAAUAUACAAGAACUCCAGGCUCAGAUAUCACGCCAUGAGGAGCUAGCUGAGAACAUCAAGGGAUAUCAAGAGCAGAUAGCAGCACUAAAUUCCAAAGGCAAGAUGCUCACAAUGAAAGCCAAGCAUGCCACAAUGCUCCUGACAGUGACGGAUGUAGAAGGGCAUUCAGAAGGAAUGGACGAGCUGGACAGGCAGGUCCUCCCCAGCCAUACUGCUCACCCUUCGGUAGUGAUGAUGACUGCUGGUCGCUGUCACACUCUUCUGUCACCUGUCACUGAGGAGUCGGGGGAGGAAGGAACAAACAGUGAGAUUUCUUCCCCACCUGCCUGCCGCUCACCAUCACCUGUAACUAAUCCUGAUGGUUCUGCAAGUCAGAUUGAAGCUGCCAAGAUUCCAACCAACACUGCACCCCCUCAGGAGCUCUAUGAGCCUGGGUUACAGUCAUCUGCAGGUCACCGGCUUGAUGAUCUACAGCACUCAUGGGAAACACUAAAGAAUGUGAUUAGUGAGAAGCAGCGUUCUCUUUAUGAAGCCCUUGAACGUCAGCAGAAGUACCAAGAUUCCCUUCAGUCUAUUUCGACAAAGAUGGAGUCUGCAGAGAUGAAACUUAAUGAGACUCUGGAGCCCAGCAAGAGUCCAGAAAGCCAAAUGGCAGAACACCAGGCCCUGUUAGAUGAAAUUAUGAGCCUGCAAGAAGAAAUUAAUGAGCUGCAGACACGCUUUGCUGAAGACUUACUGUCAGACACUGGAGACACUGACACAGUUGGACAAGUAGCAAUGCAUUCCACACUGACUGUCUUGGCAGAGAGAAUGGCCACCAUCAGGAUGAAGGCAUCUGGAAAGAAGCAACUGCUGGAGGAAAAACUCAAUGAACAACUUGAAGAGCAACUUCAGGCGGAAGCCCUACAGCGAUAUCGGCUUGAGGCUGAAGAACUGAACCGAUGGCUGUUGAGUACCAGGGCCAUGCUAGACACUGCACUGCAAGCUGCUCAGGAACCUAUGGACAUGAAUGCACAGCUGGUGGACUGCCAGAACAUGCUGCUGGAGAUUGAACAGAAAGUAGGUACCCUUUCUGAACUCUCUGUCCAUAGUGAAAGUUUGUUAAUAGAAGGAAAAUCCCAUACUAAAGAGGAGGCUGAACAGCUGGCAGAGAAACUUUGCACAUUAAAAGGAAGCCUUUUGGAGCUGCAGAGCAUUUUGCAAGAUAAGCAGCUCAGUAUUCAACAGGGCAUCAUACAAGAAAAAGAAGAGAAUGAAUCAUUUUCGCCCUCCCAGCAGGGUCAGAGUGUACAGGAGUGGGUAGCACAGGCCAGAACGACGCGCUCACAGCAGCACCACAACAGCCUUCAGAGGCAAAAGGAGUUAAAACAACAGUUGGCAGAGCAGAAAAAGCUGCUACAAUCAGUAAAAUCUCGAGGAGAACAACUGCUAACUCAAAAGAACGUUACAGACAACGUGGGUCUUGUAAAAGAUAAACCCAAUCACUUACAUCCAGAUUUAAAGUUUGGACAGGGGAAGCCAUCUGAAGACCAGAUGAAAAUGAAAUGGGACAAUUUACUUAAAGAGCUUAACACAAAAUUUAGUUUGCUGCAAGAUACCAUAAAGCAAGAUCAAGAACAAAUGGUAUACAGUGGGCCAAAGAGGCUGUCAUCAGGCUUACCUUCAUUUAAGGGGGAGACAGAACAGCAAGACAAAUCAUCAGUUAAAUCUUUAUUCACUGGUUUAAACCAGGCCUUUGAUCAGCCUUCUGUGCAGGUUGGAGGAGGACAGAAACAUGACUUGCAGGAGAAGAUGUAUGAUGCUGUUUCAGCCGCUUCAUCCUGGCUAGACAAUGUUGAGGAUAACUUAUAUGUUGGCACGGCUGUAUUACCUGAUGAAGCUGAAACUCAGAUUCAGAGCCAAGAGGUGCUGGAUAAAGACAUUAAAGAAGUUGCAGAAGAAGUUGACAAGAACAAAGAUGUCUUCUUUGAAACUGCACAAGUGAGUGGUGAAAACUUGAAUACCAUAAAUGAAACAGUAUGCUGCCUGCAAGAGCGAUUACAGCUAGUAGAAUCUGCAGUGAACCAGCGGUGCCAGCAAAUGAAGGAGAGACUCCAAAGUUUGAAGAAUUUUCAGAAUGAACUGAAAUGGUUGUUAACCUCACUGGCUGAUAACAAAUGCAUAAUUCUUCAAAAACUGGCUGAAGCAAUGGAACGACCUGCCACAGACCAAAUAGAGGCUAUACUGCAAGCGGAGGAAAGUCUGAGAGAAUUUGAAGUUCAGAUCACAGCACUAAAGGAACAAGGUGACAGACUGCAGGUGGAACAGCCUGCUAUGCUGGAAGUUGCCAAACUCCAGGAUAUGUAUGAUGAGUUAGUGCUGAGUGUUUGCUCAAGGCGCAGUGGUCUGAAUCAAAGCUUGGCACAGAAGAAUUUGUAUGAUCGAGCUUUUCAGGACCUGGUGGAUCUGGUGGAUACUGGCAAAGAAAAGAUGGCAGCAGAAGAUUUGAAAACAACUGUCAGCUCAAGGGAAGAGGUGCAGAACCUUCUGGAUAAGCAUAAGGAGUAUUUUCAGGGGCUGGAGUCGCACAUGAUUCUGACAGAAACACUCUUCAGGAAAAUCAGCAGCUUUACAUUUCAGAGAGAAAGUCAGUCCCAUGUGGAGUUGAUGGCAUUAGCCUCUUCAGUACUGAAGGAGGCACACAAGAGAGGUAUAGAGAUGGAAUAUGUUUUAGAGACAUGGACACGUGUGGAAGAGGAUUACCAGAGUCUCUACCGUCAGCUUGAAGCAGUAGAAAGCAGCAUCCCAGCUGUCUGCUUGGUGGAGGAGUCAGAGGACAGACUGGCAGAGCGCAUUACUUUAUAUCAGCGACUAAAAUCAACACUGAAUGAUCAUCAACCACAGCUGUACCAGGUACUAGAUGAUGGGAAGAGACUGCUGAUGUCAGUUAACUGUUCCGACUUAGAUAACCAGCUGACUCAGCUUGGGGAACACUGGCUAAACAGUGGCAGCAAGGUAGCCAAAGAACUGCACAGGCUUGAUACCAUCCUUAAACACUGGAAAAGGUACCGAAAUGAAUCCAGUGAGUUAGCUCUGUGGCUUCAGUCAGCCAUGGAUCGGUUAGAGUUUUGGACCCAACAGUCGGUAACAGUUCCUCAUGAUUUGGAAACGGUCAAGGACCACCUUCAUGCAUUCUUGGAAUUUUCAAAAGAGGUAGACACCAAGUCCUCACUGAAGUCAUCUGUCCUGAGCACAGGGAAUCAGCUACUACGGUUGAAGAAGACAGACACAGCAAGUUUGCGUGCUGGCUUGACACAGAUAGACAGUCAAUGGACAGAGCUACAGACACGUAUUCCAGUUGUACAGGAAAAGCUUCACCAGUUGCAGAUGGAGAAACUGCCAUCCCGCCAAGCAAUGACUGAGCUGAUGAACUGGAUUGCACUGAUGGAAGGAGUUAUUAAAGAGGAUGAAGAGAAGCUCCGCUGUGUGGCAGGCUCUGAACCAAUACAUGAGUAUCUACAGAAGUACAAGGGUUUCAAAAUCGACAUAAACUGCAAACAGCUGACAGUGGAUUUUGUGAACCAGUCAGUCCUUCAGAUAAGCAGUCAGGAUGUGGAAAGUAAACGCAGUGACAAAACGGACUUUGCAGAGCGUCUAGGUGCAGUGAACAGACAGUGGCAGAUCCUACAGGGACUAGUAUCAGAAAAGAUUCAAUUACUUGAAGGCCUGUUGGAAUCUUGGACAGAAUAUGAAAGCAGCGUGCAUGGUGUGAAGGCUUGGUUUACAGCUGAGGAAGAGAGGUUGGAGAAACUACAUCAGAUUGGUGAUCAAGCCUCAGUUCUGAAUGCAUUGAAAGACUGCCAGGAACUAGAAGAGAUGAUGAAGAUUAAAGAGAAAGAAAUAGAAAAAGUAGAACAGCAUGGACUUUUGUUGAUACAAAAUAAGAAAGAAGAGGCAUGUGCAGUUGUCAUGAAAAUGCUGCAGGAUCUUAGCCAUAGUUGGACUAACCUUGAUUAUAUGAUUGGCCAGCUUAAAGUAACUUUAAAGUCAGUCUUAGACUUAUGGAAUGCUCACAAAGAGGCUUCUGAGGAGCUACACAGCCAUUUGAUGGAAGCCUGGUACUCUCUUUCUCGAUUCCGCCUACUCACUGGUUCAAUGGAGGCAGUAAAAAUGCAGGUCGAAAACUUGCAGAACUUGCAAAAUGAUCUGGAAAAGAGGGAAAGUAAUUUGAAGCAGUUCCGAUCCACGACAAAUCAAUUACUGAGAGAAUGCCAUCCUCCUGUUACUGAUCUCCUCACUUGCACUUUGAACGAAGUUAGCAUGAGGUGGAAUAAAUUGCUUGAAGACACUGCUGAACAGAUCCAGAGCAGCGGGGCACUACUACAUCUUUGGCAGAGGUACAAGGAUGUCUAUGAUCGAAGUUUGACAGCUGUCCAGCAGCACGAGGAGAAGUCAAAUGAGUUUUUGACGAACGUUUCCAACAAAGAUAUUGCUGAUGAGGAGGUCUCAUCCUGGAUCCAGCACUGCAGUGAGCUAUUGAAAGGUGUGAAGAUGGAACAGGAGUCCCUUUCAGUUCUUGGUGAACUUGGAGAACAGUUGAAGCAACAGGUGGAUAGUUCAGCAGGGCUGACGAUCCAGUCUGAUCGACUUUCACUGACACAGCGUAUAACCACACUGGAGCAAACAUUUACCAAACAACAAUGUACAUUACAGUCAGGAGUUGGUGAGUACAAACUGCUUGCUGCAAAACUUGAAGAUCUGGAGAACUGGAUUGAGGAGGCAGAGAAUGUAUUGAAAGGUCAGGAUCCUAGCCAUUCAUCUGACCUCCUUCUAAUUCAAGAAAGGAUGGAAGACCUUAGGCAUCUGAUGCUGAAGUUUAGCAGUAUGGCCUCUGAUUUGGAUCGUCUUAAUGAAAUGGGUUACCGAUUACCUUUGAAUGAUAAAGAAAUCAAAUGUAUGCAGAAUCUGAACAGGAGAUGGGCAGUUGCCUCUGCUCAGACCACAGAGAGAUUUAGCAAGCUGCAAGCUUUCUUGUUACAACAACAGACUUUUCUUGAGAAAUGUGAAACAUGGAUGGACUUCCUAGUGCAGACAGAGAAGAAAUUGGCAGUGGAAAUUGCAGGAAACUAUCAAGGCCUUCUUGAGCAGCAGAGAGCACAUGAGCUGUUCCAAGCAGAAAUGUUCAGUCGUCAGCAGAUUCUGCAUUCAAUAAUCAGUGAUGGACAACAUCUCCUAGAGCAAGGACAAGUGGAUGACCGGGUGGAAUUCAGUCUAAAACUUGACCUCCUGAGUAGCCAGUGGCAAGGAGUAAUUCGCCGGGCUCAGCAGAGAAGAGGAAUAAUUGACAGUCAGAUUCGUCAAUGGCAACGCUACAGAGAGAUGGCAGAAAAGUUACGCAAGUGGUUGGUGGAGGUAUCGCACCACUCAGCAGGUGAAUUAGGCACUGUUCUUAUUCCACUGCAAGAAGCUCGAGCACAGCUGGAUGAAGUUCAGCUAAAGGAGAAGGCCCUUCAGCGACAGCAAGGCAGCUAUAUUUUAACAGUGGAGGCAGGCAAGCAGUUGCUACUCUCCGCUGACAGCAGUGCUGAAUCUGCUUUACAGGCUGAACUGACAGAAAUCCAGCAGCGCUGGAAAACAGCUAGUAUGCGUUUGGAGGAACAGAAGAAGCAGCUUGCCUUCUUACUAAAAGACUGGGGAAUAUGUGAAAAGGGGAUUGCUGACUCACAGGAAAAACUGAGAACAUUUAAGAAAAGACUCUCAAAUUCGCUUCCAGAUCACCAUGAUGAAUUACAUGCUGAACAGAUCCGAUGUAAGGAGCUGGAAAAUGCAGUUGAUGGAUGGACAGAAGACCUUUCUCAGCUGACCCUUUUGAAGGAGACCUUGGCCAAUUAUAUUAGUCCAGAUGAUAUUGCAAUGUUACAUGAACGACUUGAGCUGUUGCAGAGACAGUGGGAGGAACUCUGUCACCAGGUCGCCUUGAGACGCCAGCAGGUGAGCGAGAAACUCAAUGAGUGGGCAAUAUUCAAUGAGAAGAACAAGGAAUUUUGUGAGUGGCUAACCCAGAUGGAGAGCAAAGUUUCACAAAAUAGUGACAUCAGCAUAGAGGAGAUGAUCGAGAAACUCCAAAAGGAAUACCAGGAAGAAGUAGAAGCAGCUGAGGAAAAUAAAACCCAGCUUAAGGAGAUGGGUGAGCGUCUUGCAAAAGCCAGCCAUGAAAGCAAAGCAGCAGAAAUUGAGUACAAGUUGAGCAAAGUGGAUGAGCGCUGGCAGCAUCUGCUGGAUCUCAAUGGAGCUCGGGUGAAGAAACUAAAGGAAACCCUGGUUGCAGUACAGCAGCUGGAGAAAAACAUGAGUAUCUUAAGGUUGUGGCUUCUCCAGAUUGAAACUGAACUAGCCAAACCCAUCGUUUAUGAGAACUGUGACUCCAGUGAGAUUCAGAGGAAAAUCAGUGAGCAGCAGGAGCUACAGAAAGACAUAGAAAAGCAUAGCACUGAAGUUGCCUCUGUACUUAACCUCUGUGAGGUUCUCCUUCAUGACUGCGAUGCAUGCGCUACUGAGACAGAAUGCGACUCCAUCCAGCAGGCAACACGAAGCUUGGACAGGAGGUGGAGAAAUAUCUGUGCCAUGUCUAUGGAACGUCGACUCAAAAUUGAAGAGACAUGGAGAUUAUGGCAGAAGUUUUUGGAUGACUAUUCUCGAUUUGAAGACUGGCUGAAGACCUCUGAAAAGACUGCUUCCUACCCCAGCUCAUCCAGGGUUCUGUUCACAGUUGCAAAAGAAGAGCUUAAAAAGUUUGAGGCUUUCCAGCGGCAAGUUCACGAGAGUCUAACACAGUUGGAGCUGAUUAACAAGCAGUACCGCCGUUUGGCGCGAGAAAAUCGCACUGAUUCAAACUGCAAAUUGAGACAAAUGGUCCAUGAUGGCAACCAGAGAUGGGAUAAUCUCCAGAGAAGGGUCACAUCCAUUCUGCGCAGACUCAAGUACUUCUGUUCCCAACGGGAAGAUUUUGAGUCUGCUCGAGAAAAUAUUGUGGUCUGGUUGACAGAAAUGGACUUGCAGCUAACAAAUAUCGAGCACUUCUCAGAGUGUGACACACAGGCCAAGAUAAAGCAGCUACGGGCUUUCCAGCAAGAGAUCUCAUUAAACACUGGGAAAAUAGAGCAAAUAUUUCUUCAGGGAGACCAGCUAAUGCAAAAGUGUGAACCACUGGAUGCAGCUGUCAUAGAAGAGGAACUGGAGGAACUUCGUCGCUACUUCCAGGAGGUCUCUGGUCGGGUAGAACGCUACUACAGAAAAUUGAUGCGUCUUCCGCUGACAGACGAUGAGAAUGAUGUUUCAGACAGAGAAGCAGAACUGGAUGAUAACACUGAUAUUCCAGUUUUACCAUGGCAUGACAAGUCAACAGACAGCAUGUUGUCGCCACAGGUUUCAAUCAGCAGAUCUACAUCACUAGUACAGCCAAUGAGAAGUGAGCGGUCUGGGCGGGACACACCAGCAAGUGUGGACUCCAUUCCCUUAGAGUGGGAUCAUGACUAUGAUUUAAGCCGGGGUUUAGAGUCAGCAGUAUCAAGAGCAUUACCAUCAGAAGAUGAAGAUGAGGAAGAUGAAGAACAAGUAGACAAUAAAGAUUAUUAUCCCAGAGAUGGAAAUACCAUCAAAGGUGAACCAGUUUCCUUGGAAUCACACAUACGUCAGCUUGACAGAGCUUUAGACAACAGUCGAUUCCACUUGCAGCAAACAGAAAAUAUCAUCCGCAGCAAAACUCCUACAGGCCCAGAGCUGGACACAACCUACAAAGGAUAUAUGAAUCUUUUGGGAGAGUGCCGUGAAAGCAUAGACACUCUAAAAAGGGUUGGGCAUGAUCUAAAAGAGGAAGAAAAAUUAUAUGGUCUCAUCAAUUUGAACAGUAGUGAAUCCCAAACAUCAGGAGUAAUUGAAAGGUGGGAACUUAUCCAGGCGCAGGCCCUGAACAAAGAACUGAGAAUGAAACAGAACCUUCAGCAGUGGCAGCAGUUCAUCUCUGACCUCAAUAACACCUGUGAGUGGCUGGGAGAUAUGGAGGAAGAGUUGGAGCAGCUCAGUCGCCUUGACCUUAGCACUGACAUUCAAACCAUUGAACUCCGAAUUAAAAAGCUGAAGGAACUUCAGAAAGGUGUGGAUAACCGCAAGGCCAUCAUCCUUUCCAUUAACCUUUGCAGUUCCGAAUUUACCCAGUCUGAUGACGCUGAGAGCAGUAACUUACAGGAACGCAUAAGUGAAAUGAAUAAAAGGUGGGACCGAGUUAGCACACUUAUAGAAAACUGGCGGUGUUCCCUGCAGGAUGCCUUGAUGCAGUGCCAGGAUUUCCACGAAAUGAGCCAUGGUCUACUUCUGUGGUUGGAGAACAUUGACAGAAGAAGGAAUGAGAUCCACCCAAUUGAUCCAACUCUGGACUCAGAUAGCCUUCAAGACUACCACAAAACUCUCAUGCAAAUCCGGCGUGAAUUGAGGGACUCACAGAUGAAAGUAGCAUCACUACAAGAUAUGUCCACCCAGCUUCUUGUUAACGCUGAGGGUGGGGAUUGCCUGGAAGCCAAAGAGAAAGUGCAUGUCAUUGGAAACAGACUUAAACUUCUUCUGAAGGAAGUUACAAGGGACAUAGUAGAACUGGAAAGAAUACUAGAAAUCACAGGGAAUCAGAUGGAGCUAUCAUCCUGGUCUUCAGCUGAUGAUCUGGAUACAUCUGGCUCCCCAAGUCCUGUUUCAGGGAGAAGUACACCAAGUCGUCAGAAACCGCAACGGGGCACAUGUAGUCUCUCACAGCCUGGACCCUCUGUCAACACUCCACCCACAAGGUCCAAAGGCGGUGGUUCCGAUUCUUACCAUUCUGAGGUGGAGCGGACCCAGAAGCACCCAUCCUUUUUCUGGCGUGUCCUACGAGCCGCUCUGCCACUCCAGUUGUUGUUGCUACUCCUGAUUGGUCUGGCUUGCUUGGUGCCAAUGACAGAAGAAGAUUACAGCUGUACUCUCUCUAAUAAUUUUGCUCGGUCCUUUCAUCCAAUGUUGAGGUACACCAAUGGUCCUCCUCCAAUAUGAACCUCUGCAGGCAGAUGCAAAGUCUGAACUCAGUAAACCAAGCACAUAUAUCAGAGAAAAAGAAAGGUCUUGUUCUGAAAUGUGGUACCUUACAUGGCAUCUCAGUCUGCCCUGUCUUUGAAACCCACGGUGGCCAGUGCAUAGCACCAUCACUGUUGUCAGAUGACUUAAGAAAAUAAUAGAACAGUUGCUGUAAGACAACUGAUUGUCUAAAACAAAAACAUUAUGGGCAUUCAAAAGGUUCAUGUGCUAGUUAUAUGUGGGUUAUGGUGGGGUCCAAGACGCUGGAUGUGUUUACUUCUGAAAAAUCGGGUUUAAUCAUGUGAACUGUCACCCCAGACUGCUGCAAGUACAGUAUUUGCAUUAACAGUAUUUAAGACACAAAAGUCUCUAUCAGUGCUAAUGAUUCCUACAGAGUAUGUAAUAUAAAAUUUUAAAGAGCUUAUAUGGCAAAUAUUUUUUACUGUUAUUGUUUUGGGUCUUGUUUAACAUUUUGCUUUAAAUGCACAAACUGUUACAAAAGGGGGCACUUUUUAUUAAAGAUUGUAACUGGAUGUAAGAAAUCUAAUCUUCAAUGGUUUUAUGAAAUGGUUAUUGAACAUAAAAGGAAAUACAGAAACAAUUAUUUAUUUAUGUACAGUUUGCUAAAUUUUUGUUUGUAAUUUCUUUGCUUUUUAUUACAAAUUAUACUAAAUCAAUCUCA